Molecule: messenger RNA, 6468 nt
Organism: Marmota monax (woodchuck)
Lineage: Eukaryota; Metazoa; Chordata; Mammalia; Rodentia; Sciuridae
Gene: Kcnj3
Product: potassium inwardly rectifying channel subfamily J member 3
Exons: 3
Coding region: 1336-2835 (499 amino acids)
Biological process (GO): potassium ion import across plasma membrane; regulation of monoatomic ion transmembrane transport
Cellular component (GO): plasma membrane
Molecular function (GO): G-protein activated inward rectifier potassium channel activity
Source: RefSeq, a predicted model, not a curated record
ACUGAGGCGCGGAGGUGCAAUUCAGGCUGGUGGAGCAGCGGGGGAAGGCAGGGACAGGCGGGGCUAACUCGGCUCUGCAGCUGAUCACACGCACCAGCACACACACCUCAUUCCCGCCGCCCCAGCUUGCGCCUCUCAUCCUGCACCCCGGCGUGGACAGGGAGUAGGGUACCUAGGAAGGGAAAGGCAAAGGUUCAACAGUGAGGCAGAGGAAAAGCUGGAGAGGCGCUAGUGUUCAACCUGAAAGUCUGACCUGCAGCCCAAGGCUCCAACCUUGUCCAGCAGCACGGCUGUCGACUGGAAGGAGGGCACCGCGCCAAGGAACCCAGAGUCUCGCUCCUGAGCCUGCCUGGGGUCAACGCGCUAAGAUCUUCUGGCGAGGACAGUGUGGUGCCCUCAGGGAAGUGCGGAGCUUAAGGGACCGGCAUUGAAGCUCUUCAGGGUACAUCAGGAAAAGUGGGAAGGAGGAAAACAGCCCCGAACACCGGGUGCGAGGCCAGGCUGCUGCUGCCUCUUGCAGUGCGGACUCCUGCCCUCUCCCGCUGGGUGAGUGCCCCGGCUUUCAGCACUCGCCUAAGAGCGUGGGUGGCUAGGGGGCCUUUGAGGGUCCACCCGAGGGCCCUGGUGGCGCCUGUGGAAACUCAGCCGCCCGCUCACGUCAGGCGAGCAGGUCUCUGGAGUCCAGAGCGGGGGAUUCUGAGCCACGAGGGCGUGGGUAGGGGGCGUUGCACCACUGCCCAGCAGAAAUGUCUUUGGGCGGGAUUUUGGCUAAAAGAUAGGAGGCGGGAGCGCCAGGGGCAGCCGAAAGCAGUCCCGGCGGGCAAGAGAUCAGGUAGCAGCGGGGAGGGGGGAGGGUCUGGUCCAAGCAGGUAACGCAGCUUUGGCAGCCUGGGGAGUUGGCAGGUGGGGUGGGACUUGCCUAUCAAGUCCUUAAUUUUAAGCAGUCAGUUUGGAGGCGCUGCAGGAUAGUCAGGAGGACAGUGGAAAGGUAAGAGGUGGCCCGGGAUGCCGCUGGUGGGGGAAGAAAAGAGGAUCCUGGAAAAGCUUGGAGGCAAAAUUGCACUUGGGUUUCUGGUCCUUGCAUCCCUCCUGCCUUGAGUGCGGGAGAACACUUUUUGUUUUAAUACUCAGCUUGGAAAUAAAGCCUCCGUCCCAGGGGAGGAAGAGGAUUCUGCAGGGGCCAGAGACCGCAGCUACCUACAGGGUGUGCCCCCCACACAACGAGCGCCCGCUUUUGCCCCUUCCCCCACCCCCACCUUUUUAUUGGUGCUGGUUUGCAGCGCUUGGCUCCUGCGCCUUCGCUUCGCUUUUGAAUCUGGCUCGCCCCUCCAUAUUAUGUCUGCAAUCCGAAGGAAAUUUGGGGACGAUUACCAGGUAGUGACCACCUCGUCCAGCGGCUCAGGCUUGCAGCCCCACGGGCCGGGCCCGCAGCAGCAGCUUGUGCCCAAGAAGAAGCGACAGCGGUUCGUGGACAAGAACGGCCGGUGCAAUGUGCAGCACGGCAACCUGGGCAGCGAAACAAGCCGCUACCUCUCGGACCUCUUCACCACGCUGGUGGACCUCAAGUGGCGCUGGAACCUCUUCAUCUUCAUCCUCACCUACACCGUGGCCUGGCUCUUCAUGGCGUCCAUGUGGUGGGUAAUCGCUUACACUCGGGGCGACCUGAACAAAGCCCACGUUGGCAACUAUACGCCUUGCGUGGCCAAUGUCUACAACUUCCCCUCUGCCUUCCUCUUCUUCAUUGAGACCGAAGCCACCAUCGGCUAUGGCUACCGAUACAUCACCGACAAGUGCCCCGAGGGCAUCAUCCUCUUCCUCUUUCAAUCCAUCCUGGGUUCCAUCGUGGAUGCCUUCCUCAUCGGAUGCAUGUUCAUCAAGAUGUCCCAACCCAAGAAGCGCGCCGAGACCCUCAUGUUUAGUGAACACGCGGUGAUCUCCAUGAGGGACGGAAAACUCACGCUCAUGUUCCGGGUGGGCAACCUGCGCAACAGCCACAUGGUCUCCGCGCAGAUCCGCUGUAAGCUGCUCAAAUCUCGACAGACACCUGAGGGUGAGUUCCUUCCCCUUGACCAACUUGAACUGGAUGUAGGUUUUAGUACAGGGGCAGAUCAACUUUUUCUUGUGUCCCCCCUCACAAUUUGCCACGUGAUCGAUGCCAAAAGCCCCUUUUAUGACCUAUCCCAGCGAAGCAUGCAAACUGAACAGUUCGAGAUUGUCGUCAUCCUAGAAGGCAUUGUGGAAACAACUGGAAUGACUUGCCAAGCUCGAACAUCAUACACUGAAGAUGAAGUUCUUUGGGGUCAUCGUUUUUUUCCAGUAAUAUCCUUAGAAGAAGGAUUCUUUAAAGUUGAUUAUUCUCAGUUCCAUGCAACAUUUGAAGUCCCCACCCCACCUUACAGUGUGAAAGAGCAGGAGGAAAUGCUUCUCAUGUCAUCCCCUUUAAUAGCACCAGCCAUAACUAACAGCAAAGAAAGACAUAAUUCUGUGGAGUGCUUAGAUGGACUAGAUGACAUUAGCACAAAACUUCCAUCGAAGCUGCAGAAAAUUACUGGAAGAGAAGACUUUCCUAAAAAACUCUUAAGGAUGAGUUCUACAACUUCAGAAAAAGCCUACAGUUUGGGAGACUUGCCCAUGAAACUUCAACGAAUAAGUUCAGUUCCUGGCAACUCAGAAGAAAAACUGGUAUCCAAAACCACCAAGAUGUUAUCUGAUCCCAUGAGCCAGUCUGUGGCUGAUUUGCCACCAAAGCUUCAAAAAAUGGCUGGAGGAGCAGCCAGGAUGGAAGGGAAUCUUCCAGCCAAAUUAAGAAAAAUGAACUCUGAUCGUUUCACAUAACAAAACACCCCCUUAGGCAUUAUUUAAUGUUUUGAGUUAGUAAUAGUCCAAUAUUUGGCUGAAGAGAUAAUCCUCCCUAAGAAAUCUGAAAGAUAUAUUUCUCCCCCAGUCUAAUUAGCAUAUUUGAGAACUCUUUAUUCCCAAGUAUUGCUACUGUGCAGAAAGGAAAAUCAGGAAGGGAGAACAUCAUAAGGAAGCUGUUAAUGGGCAUGUAUUAUCACAUCAAGCAUGCAAUAAUGUGAAAAUUUUGCAUUUAGUUUUAUGGCAUGAUUUAUAUAUGUCAUAUUUAUAUUGUAUAUUCUGGAAAAUAUAUACAAAUAUAUAUUUAAAGGAGAGGUAGUCUCCCUAUCAUUUCUAACACAUGUAUUAAGCCAAACAUGAGUGGAUAGCUUUCAGGGUGAUAAAACUACACACACACAUACAUGUGUGUGUGUAUAUAUAUAUAUAUAUAUAUAUAUAUAUAUAUAUAUAUAUAUAUAUAUAUAUAUAUAUAUAUACAUCCAUGUACACAUACAUACAUAUAUAUCUGAUAAAAAUUGUGAUGUUUUGUUCAAAGUUGUAGUUCUUGUGCAUGUUUACUUUAUUAGACUAGGAAGGCUACUGGCAUUAAUUAUUAAUACCAAAUAUUUUAGCCUUAAAUUAUUUGUCAUUUAAAAAUCUGAUUUAAUGUUUUCUGCUGUUCAAGGUCAUAGAAGGUUCAAUUGUGUUUUAUCAUGAGAAGGUCACAAAAGUUUGCUAUUUACAGCCCUGCAAAAGUAUUGCCUUAUACAUUUGACUUGUAAAUUUUAGAGCAUACCAAUACCUGGUAUAUCAUUGAAAUUUUCUCAUGAUUUUAAAAGUUGCUAGUACUGGGGGGAAAUUAGUGCUGAUUUAUUUGAGAAUUAGUUCUUUCCUGGACUAAUUAAAAUCUGGAAAUCUGUUUUGUACAUGGUAUAAUACAAAUAUGAGCUCUGAACAAAUGCUAAAUCAUUGUUAAUAAUCAGUAGCCAGGUUCUAUUUGAAUAUAUAAGAAUUUGUGUAAAAUGACAUAGUCCCUGUUUCAAACAGAAUCAAUUGGAAAUGUUUUCACUCCUAUUCUGGAAUUUUUCUGUCCAUUUAAAAAACAAAAAAAUAUCUUUAAGGGAAUGCAAUAAGGCAAUGAAACAGAUGAUAAAUACUUAUGCUUAAAAUAUGUAUGUCUAAUUGAGUCUCUUUUUAUGCUGUUCUCGUUUAUGACAUUUGUUGUAAGAAGAGAGAUUUUUUUUUUCAUACCUGGGAACUGUCCCAGACCUGUCACUUAUAGUUCAGGAAGAUUGUCUGGAUAGACCUGAAAGAAAUUAAAAUUAGAUGAAUUGAAGAUAACUUACACACAGUUCUUCUUGAUGAGCACUGAUUUUAUUGGUAUCUUGGAUCCCUGGCCUACUCAGUUUUAGCAGUACGAUAUUUAUAACCCCAAUGGUCAUACACAUUAUUGGGAAUCAAAAUUAUUGAUCAGUAGAACACAUUCAAAAUAAGAUUUGAAGUGCAAAUGUUUUAUGAAAAGUUAGAAGUGUUCCUUAUUAGAAUAUUACAACUUUUCCUCCAAAACUUCUUUGGGCAUUGCAAUCUAAUUCUGCACAGAAAUACUCCACUUCUGACUAAUGUGCAAAUCACUAAUAGCUGGUUUGGGCUCCCAUCAUUUGCUAUUUUUUAGCAAUCCUGUGAUGAUUUUAUUAUUGGCAAAUUAUUACAUCAAUGAUUCUAUCAUUAACUAUAAUAAUAUCUUCUGGCUACCUCUAUAUCAACCAAAUUCUGUAGGUGCAAACAUAUACCAGGGAAUUGUUACUGGCAAAAUGAUCAACCUUGAAUAUUCAUCCACUGUGAAAAGAGCGGUGGCCCUACCCCUUGAUUAUUAAACUUUCUUAUUUGCUGGAUGUAGGAAAUGAGAUAGUAGCAGAGAAAAGGGCCUAAGAGGCAUGGCAUACUCUAUUUAUUAGCAGUGGAAGAAACUGCAUAGAUCAUUUAGUCUAACACCUUAAAACUAAACAGAGCCAUAAUUUACUUUGGAGGGUCAUUUAAAUUUGUUUUUGGUACCAAGAAGAAGAACCAAAAACAAAAUCUUUGAAUGUAUUCAUUCAUUCAACAAAAGUUUGCAUGCCUUCCAUGUCCUGGGCAAUUUUUACUUCCUGGGGAUUUGAACAUGACUAAGAGGAUGUCAUUGUUCAUCAUGGACACAGCAUACCAGUAGGUGGGAGGGGUAGAAACAGACAAAAAAACAAACAAGACAAUUUCAGAUAGUCAAAAUGGCAAAAGAAUGAAAACAGGGUAAUGAUGGCCAAUGACUGUGUGGGGUAAGAAUUGAGUAUUUAAAUAGAGAUGACUAGCUUUGGGAGGUGAGUCGUAUUUGGAUAGAGACCUGAAUGAUGAGGAGUUCCUGUUGCCAAAACUGAUUAAUCAAAGUGAAUGACAUUUUUUUUUAUCUUUUCCACAUGUGUGGGAAAGGUACAAUUUCUGCAUGUAAUUGCAGUUUAACCCCUAUUUCUAGGUUGAUCAUAGAUCCCAGUUUACCCAGGAAAAUUCCAGUUUAUACCUGUUGUAUUUGUGUAAUUAUUAGUAGCAUUCUCUUUCACUCCUAUAAUGUCUGGUUUGGAUGAUAUAUGGCAAAGUUUUUGUUGAAACUAUAUUAUAAAGUCUGAUAUAUUUGGAUAAAAAUAAAGAAUUGCUUUUCUUCUCUUUUUGCUCAUUUUUUUUUUUGACAUGGAUCAGUCCAAGCAAAAUCAUCUCAGCUUCGUAUAGUUCCUAAAGGACUUCUUAUUAAAGUGGUUUCAUGUAACAUUUGUUCACUCUGUAUGUGACAUGUCUCUUGGCAGUGAAAAGUUACUCAUUUUAUUAAAUGAAUAAAAAACUAAAUCUCAGUAUUUCCAUUUCAGGAAGUUGUAAGAGCUCAAAUCAAAGAGUCAUAGUCAAUUUAAACCAAUUUUCAUUUCACCAAUGUGCUGGCUAUUGGAAAGCAAAGCGUAAUGUGAUCAUUGAACUGAAUCACUCCACUUAACAACUAGAAAACUUGUCCUUUUUGUAGCAUUUUAAUAGUAUAUCUCUUGUUAUAGUAAAAUAUUUCAUUCUAUUUAUCAAAAUGUUGUAAAUAAAAGAAUUAUUUUGAUAAUGCUGAUCCUUAUUCUUUUCAGCAAUAUGUGAAUAUACAUUGUAAAUAUAUACUAAAUGAAAAAUAAUAAUUAUUUCUGAAAAAUUAUUCUUAUGCUGUUUUAAAUUCAUGCAUACAUGGCUUUAAAUAUCAUGAAAAAUAUUCAGUUGUCUCAGCAUUCAAAACCAUCUUUGUCUGAACAGGAUGGGUUUCCAUCAUGCAUUAUUAUUAUUGGAGGGAGACUGAGGUCAUGCGGAAGCUGACUUACAUCCUUCAUGUAUAAUGAAAAAUUUCCACAGUUCCUUACUAGCAGAGGGUUUGGCACAGUAUGUCUAUGAACUCUACUUCAAAAUUUAUGCUUGAAUUAUGUUGUACAUACUCAAAUUAUUAUCAAACUAAUUGCAUUUUUUUGGCAUGCAAUCUAUAAUUAUUUAAAUGUACAAGGUCAUUUAGGUUACAGAAAUAUAAAACUCAUGUAUUCAGUACUGCAAGUUCAGUUUUAUAAAAACCAUAUUAAACUUUUGAAACAUCAA